This is a messenger RNA of Racocetra persica, 175 nucleotides long. NCBI's taxonomy places the organism in Eukaryota, Fungi, Glomeromycota, Glomeromycetes, Diversisporales, Gigasporaceae. The record is from the annotation of a GenBank genome assembly.
AACGUGCCUUGAAAACUAGACGUAACAAUCUGGUAGAAUCACCAUUAAAUGAUCAAGAGGUUGAUGAACCAAUUUCAAUACAUGAAAAGAGUGACCUGAUAAACACACUCCCAAGAACAAACAAGCGGCGAUUACCAGAUGACGAUAUUCAGGAAGGCCCAGACUCUUUAGAAAU